AUCACAGGAUAAAUCACGGUAACUGUAAAUAAAGUAUUCAACACAUGUUUUCCAUCGUACAAACAAAGUAUUAUGAAUUCUUUUGACUAUCUUCUCCAAAUACUUCUUAAAUUAAAUAAUACUUGAUGCAAAAUAUAAAAGAGAUAAGUUAAUAAUAAAAUUUCAACAUGAAAUGUAUUGUACCAGGUGCGAAUGUAAGAGUUUUAGCAAAAGCUAUACAUGCACUGGCAAAAAUUGGAGAUGAAAUGUAUAUAGAACCACAAAUCAAUGCCAUAUCAUUUCGUACUGUUAACUUGGCCAAUUCUGCAUAUGCAGAUUUUACAUUCUACGAAACUUAUUUCUCCUACUAUGUGUAUGGCGAUUUGCAAGAAAAUGAUGCAUUGAAAUGUAAAAUUUCAAUGAGGAGCGCAAUGAUGGUGUUUAAAACUCCAAAUUUAAUAGAAAAACAAGUCGAAACAUGUCACAUUAGACUGGAACCAGAAGCAUCUGAAAUUCUAUUUAUUUUAAAGUACAAAAAUAGUAUUAUAAAAACUCAUUUGUUACCUAUAUUGGAUUGUGAAAUAUUGCAGACUGCAUAUGAUAAAGAUUCUGCGACAAACCAAUUUUCAUCUCAAGCACGUGUAUUAGGAGAUGCGAUGCUAAAUUUUCAACAAAACUUAAUUGAAAUCACAUUGGAAGUUUCGACCCAAAAACUUUUAUUAAGGAAUUAUGUAGAUGAUGCUUCAGGUUUAUCAAAUACAACACGUACACAGCUUGCGCUUGGAAGGGGAGAAUUUGAUCGAUAUGAUAUUAAUACAGAUACAUCAAUUACAUUUUGUAUGAAAGAAUUCAAAGCUAUCUUGAAUUUUGCAGAAACUGUACUGAUUCCAAUUAGCAUAUAUUUUGAACAAGCUGGAAAACCAGUUAUAUUUGGAAUAAAAAAUGCAUCCUUCGAUGGAAACUUAGUGCUUUCUACAUUAAGCUCUGGUAUAGAUAGUCAGAGUGAAACAACGGUAAUUGGCAGACAGGAAAAGUCUACUAAAAGAAGAGCAGGAAAUAGACGAGCUCCUAGGAGGCCCAGUAAAUCUACUAGUAAAGUUGAAAAUAAAACAACCACGAAUAAUAAAACUUUAGCAAAUGCUUCUGUUAAAGAUACUCAUGCACACUUAAUAGAAAAGAAGAAACAAACGAACGAACAUAGUUGUAAAGAAAGAGAUAAAUCGCAAUUAAAUGUUUCUGAUAGGAAUACGAAAAAUAAUCAAAGCUAUAAUAAUACAAGUUAUUUACUAAUAGAACAAAAUAAACAAGAACAAUCUCAUACUAAAACGAUAGAACAGAAUAAUCGAAAAAUAUUACACAAUAUUCCAGCAACCAGUUACAGUACAACUAUACAUUCUAAAGCAAGUACAAGUGGAAAAGAUAUAGUGAAUUCUGUAUUUUCCACAAUAACAAAAAGAAAAUCCACUAAUGAUGAAACAGGUGGACAAGAGAACAGAAAUCAAGAUAAAUCUGACAUCUUAGAAACAAUACCAAAUUCACCACCUCCGCCAGCUAAAAAAGCUCGUUUAAUAUUUCAAAAAUGCUUUCAGAAAACAUUUGAUCCAAGAACAUUGCCCGGAUAUGACAUAGUUCUAGCUGAAGAUUCGGAUGACUGUAGUAGCGAAUAAAAAUUUUGUAUCUAUUUGUGAAUUAAACAAAUGUCCCUACAAA
Molecule: messenger RNA, 1689 nt
Organism: Megalopta genalis
Lineage: Eukaryota; Metazoa; Arthropoda; Insecta; Hymenoptera; Halictidae
Source: RefSeq, a predicted model, not a curated record